Messenger RNA from Acomys russatus (golden spiny mouse), 2299 nucleotides. It is a transcript of the gene Porcn, whose product is annotated as porcupine O-acyltransferase. NCBI's taxonomy places the organism in Eukaryota, Metazoa, Chordata, Mammalia, Rodentia, Muridae. The coding region runs from base 333 to 1979 and encodes 548 amino acids. Gene Ontology annotation, molecular function: palmitoleoyltransferase activity; Wnt-protein binding. Gene Ontology annotation, cellular component: endoplasmic reticulum; membrane. The transcript is spliced from 15 exons. Gene Ontology annotation, biological process: canonical Wnt signaling pathway; lipid modification; protein palmitoylation. The record is from RefSeq and is a predicted model, not a curated record.
UUCCUCAAGAGAUAGGAAGGGAGGAACGUCGGCUUAUUUUUCCAGCCGCGACUAGGGUCACACUGGUAUCUAGACUAGAGGGAUCACUGGGGCGAGAAACCCAUUUGGCAGAGAAGGGGUGAACCCCUUCCCUCCUUUAUCUUUUCCAUCUUGGUUCUCAAGGACUACAAAAUAAUCAUUGAUAAGUGUUUUCUUGGAACUUGAGAAAUCCUUGCGCCCUGAACGUUCUGGAGCUGGAACAGCAACUGGCCUGAAAAGGACACCCGUGAACCUUCUGUGCGCCGACGUGCUCCAGCACCCCGCGCCCCUCAACCCAGCCGCUCCUCCUCGCGAUGCUCAGGCUCACUCCUCCCGGUCCCCGCCCCGCUCCAGCUCUCCGAUUGGAGAAAUUCAGCUGCUGGCCCGCCCCGGGAUUUAAAGGGCCCGCUCGGCCGCGCCACCCUGGGAGCCACUGCUGGUCCCGGCCUUGCGGCCUGCGGGGGAGGCUGCCGGGAGGAGGUGGCGACAGUGGCAGCAGUGCGCGUCCCCGGCCCCCAGGACCACGGCUUCCUUUCUACCAGAUCCAUCUGUCCAUCCAUCUGUGUGGGUCCACAAUGGCCUCCUUCAGCCGACAGGAAUUUUUCCAGCAGCUACUGCAGGGCUGUCUCCUGCCUACUGUCCAACAGGGCCUUGACCAGAUCUGGCUGCUUCUUACCAUCUGCUUUGCCUGCCGCCUCCUUUGGAGGCUGGGGUUACCGUCUUACCUGAAGCAUGCAAGCACCGUGGCAGGUGGCUUCUUCAGCCUCUACCACUUCUUCCAGCUGCACAUGGUUUGGGUCGUGCUGCUGAGCCUCCUGUGCUACCUCGUGCUGUUCCUCUGCCGACACUCCUCCCACCGAGGCGUCUUCCUCUCCGUCACCAUCCUCAUCUACCUGCUCAUGGGUGAGAUGCACAUGGUGGACACCGUGACAUGGCACAAGAUGCGAGGGGCCCAGAUGAUCGUGGCCAUGAAGGCGGUGUCUCUGGGCUUCGACCUGGACCGGGGCGAGGUGGGUGCAGUGCCCUCACCUGUGGAGUUCAUGGGCUACCUCUACUUUGUGGGCACCAUCGUCUUUGGGCCCUGGAUACCCUUCCACAGCUACCUACAGGCUGUCCAAGGCCGCCCACUGAGCCGCCGAUGGCUGAAGAAGGUGGCCCGGAGCCUGGCGCUGGCCCUGCUGUGCCUUGUACUGUCCACUUGUGUGGGCCCCUACCUCUUCCCCUACUUCAUCCCCCUCGACGGUGAUCGCCUCCUUCGCAACAAGAAACGCAAAGCCAGGGGCACCAUGGUAAGGUGGCUACGAGCCUACGAGAGUGCUGUCUCCUUCCACUUCAGCAACUAUUUUGUGGGCUUUCUGUCUGAGGCCACAGCCACAUUGGCCGGGGCUGGCUUCACGGAGGAGAAGGACCACCUGGAAUGGGACUUGACAGUCUCUAGACCAUUGAAUGUGGAGCUGCCCCGGUCCAUGGUGGAAGUUGUCACAAGCUGGAACCUGCCUAUGUCUUAUUGGUUAAAUAACUAUGUUUUUAAGAAUGCUCUCCGCCUGGGGACCUUCUCAGCUGUGCUGGUCACCUAUGCAGCCAGCGCCCUCUUGCAUGGCUUCAGUUUCCAUCUGGCUGCUGUAUUGCUGUCUCUGGCAUUUAUCACAUAUGUGGAACACGUCCUCCGAAAGCGCCUGGCUCAGCUCCUCAGUGCCUGCAUCUUGUCGAAGCGUUGUCUGCCAGACUGCUCACACCGGCAUCGCUUGGGCCUGGGGGUACGAGCCUUAAAUUUGCUCUUUGGGGCCCUGGCUAUCUUCCACCUGGCCUACCUGGGCUCCCUGUUUGAUGUCGAUGUGGAUGACAGCACAGAGGAGCAGGGCUACGGCAUGGCAUACACUGUCCACAAGUGGUCAGAACUCAGCUGGGCCAGUCACUGGGUCACUUUUGGAUGCUGGAUCUUCUACCGUCUCUUAGGCUGAGGCAUAUGACCCUCAUGAUCCCCCUCCAACGCCCUUCCUUAGGGUAGCAACUCUGAUGGGGGAUGAGGGAAGGCCCUUUCUCUACUCCUUGACCCCUCUCCAUUCCUGAGCCCCAACACCCCUACACACUACAGACAAACAGCCUUUCUCAGUGCUUGUCAAUCCUCACCCCACCGCAGGCGGGAAGGGGGUGGUCCUGGUUGAGGCGUAGGAGUGGUGGCUGUUGGGGGAAGGAGAGAGGAGCAGAUCUAGGGCCUCCCCGCCUGCCUUCUCCCUUUUUAUAUGCAGUUUGUUAUUGUCAAAUAAAAGUAGAAACACAA